AUGCCCGAGUUAAAGAAAUAUUUGGGUAAAGUCUACCUAUGGCAAUAUGUCCCUAGUCUCAUCGGAUCAAUCAUCUUCACGCUUCUCUUCGCCCUUGCAACCAUAGCCGUUGGACAUAAAAUGCACAAGUCGAAAACUCGCUUCUGUCUUCCCUUCUUCCUCGGUGGCGUCUUCGAAGUACUGGGCUACUUCUUCCGAGCUCUAUGCUACAACGCCACCGACUCGCUCCCUCUCAACAUCAUGCAAGCACUCUUUCUUCUGCUACCACCCGUGUUCUUCGCAGCGACGCUAUACAUGGUCUAUUCUCGUUUAGUCCGGGCUGUCGGUGGAGAAAGCUGUUCUCUCAUCUCUGUUCGCUGGACGACUCGGCUUUUCGUUCUUGGAGAUGUUCUCACGUUCAAUAUCCAGGGCAAUGGUGGUGGAUUGCUCGCGAAUGCGGAUUUGGUUCACAUCGGAAACAUCAUCGUUAUUACCGGCCUUAUCGCCCAGAUCCUACUCUUCCUUGCCUUUGUAGCCUGCUGCGUUGUUUUCCAUCGAAGGUUCAGGGUUCAUUUGAGGCACACUAGCAUGCCAGUUGCAAUCCGUUGGGAGGCAUACCUGAAUAUGCUUUACUUCACAUCAGCUCUCAUUCUUGUUCGAAAUAUCUUUCGAGUCGUUGAGUUUGCAAUGGAUAAGGAGGGAUAUUUGCAGCAGAAGGAAUGGCCAACUUUUGUAUUUGACUCGGUUUUGAUGCUUUUGGUCAUGGCUGCGUUUUAUACGAGAUAUCCUGACAAUCUUCAGCCGUAUUCGAGACACUCGGCGAUUGAGCUCGUGCCGAAGGAUGAAACUCGGUCUGGAGAAGUUGGUGCUUCGAAUCAGAUGAGUGCAGAUAGGUACUGA
Fusarium verticillioides 7600 is the source of this 879-nucleotide messenger RNA. RefSeq lists its product as hypothetical. Gene Ontology annotation, cellular component: membrane. Bases 1 to 879 code for a protein of 292 amino acids. The record is from RefSeq and is a predicted model, not a curated record. NCBI's taxonomy places the organism in Eukaryota, Fungi, Ascomycota, Sordariomycetes, Hypocreales, Nectriaceae. The transcript has 2 exons.